Messenger RNA from Spirometra erinaceieuropaei, 279 nucleotides. Lineage: Eukaryota; Metazoa; Platyhelminthes; Cestoda; Diphyllobothriidea; Diphyllobothriidae. The record is from the annotation of a GenBank genome assembly.
AUGGAGGAGAACAGUGAAGUCAGACGCAGCAAUCGUCGAAGCCAACCGCAUCACCGCCGCCAAAGCCAAACGCGGGGCAUGCAAAUCUCAACUGCCGCUGCCGCUGCCGCCGCCUCACAGCGCCAAUGCCCAACCGCCUCCAACAUGUUCACGAUGACAAAGGACAUUCCGGGCGCCAAUUUGACUUGCUGGACACCUCCGAACCAAUCUGAGCACCCGGACUGCGCCAACCGUCUUCUUUCCUUCCACUUUUCCCUCGCCACCUACGUUUACAACUAA